Molecule: messenger RNA, 9138 nt
Organism: Anolis carolinensis (green anole)
Lineage: Eukaryota; Metazoa; Chordata; Lepidosauria; Squamata; Anolidae
Gene: thbs2
Product: thrombospondin 2
Exons: 21
Coding region: 997-4584 (1195 amino acids)
Biological process (GO): negative regulation of angiogenesis; cell adhesion
Cellular component (GO): extracellular region
Molecular function (GO): protein binding; calcium ion binding
Source: RefSeq, a predicted model, not a curated record
CAAAAGGACCGGAUAAAUUGAGAGGUGUCUAGGAACUAUAAUAUCAUAUCAUGCAAAAUAAAUAUGAUCCCACUUGUGGAAAUCAGUUAUGAUACACAAAAAUUCUGUUUUUUGUAUGAUCUUUCGAAAUGUGCAACCGACAUUGUUCAGUAGAGCUGUGAAUAUGAGAGAUUUUCCAUUCAAGUUCUGUGCAUUUUCUCAGAAGUAAAUCCUAUUGCAUUCAACUGGGUUGAUGCCAACAGGCAAUACAUUUGUAAUUUUAUCUAAAUUUGUAUCUAAUCAAAGUACUAUAUAGAUGAGCCUCCUCCAAAGAAAUCUUUCCAAGAAAGCCCUGGGAUAAAUUUAUCUUUGGGUUGCUAUAGAUUGACUUGAAGGUACAUAGCCCACUAUUUUUCCAGUGAUGGGUGUGUGCCUGUGAGUGUAGGUAUGUGAAUGUAUUUGUGUGAGAGACAGAGUUAGACAGAGAGACUGGGAUUUAUUGCUUUAGAUUAAUAUAUAAGUUAAAUUACAUGUGAAACCCUUCUGGAAAUACCAUUAUCAUCCAAGAAUGUCGCUCUAUAGCAAGCCAAAAGUGGAUUUAAGAGCAGUUACUUGUAGACUAUUUGAGUGCCUAGACGUCUUAUGGAAAACUUUUGAAGACAAUUCUGGAUAUACUAUAUAUAUAUAUAUUUUCCAUGAAUUUAUUAAGAAGGUUAUUCAACAGCUGGAGUCCACCUUCUAGCUGCUUUUUGAGUGAGCAUUCUCACUAAUAUUGUCAGAGUCAAAUCUGGAUCAAGCAUAGGGAUUAUAAUACACAAAUACAGAAGCAUGCUUGAAAAAUACAAAUAUAUGGUAUUUUAUACAAAUGGCAUGAUUUAUAGAAGUCCCACAUUUAGAGUAAACUGACAAUAAAAUACCAUAAAGGACCAGAAUUGUGUGUGUGUGUGUGUGUGUGUGUGUGUGUGUGUAAGGUGGUAGUUUUUUGUGUAUGUUUAUGGAUGAUGUGAUAGUCUUUAAAUGAACCAAGAACAUUCAAUAAUACAUAUAUUUUACUUGGCAGGCAUUAUGUUACACCGGAGUUGGCUACUGUGGCUGACAAUCUUGUUAACUUUGUGGAUUUCAUCAGAGGCUCAAGAUGAAGAUGGAGGGGAUGAAACUACAUAUGACUUGAUGCAAAUCAGCAACAUCAACAGGAAGACCAUUGGAGCAAAAGCAUUCAGGGGUAAUAUUUCUGGGGUUCCAGCGUACCGCUUCAUCCGGUUUGAUCAUAUACCUCCACUUAACUCUGAGAAAUUAAAACAGAUUGUUAAACUGAUCCAACAAAAUGAAGGAUUCAUUCUUACUGCCACCUUCAGGCAAGACAGGGACUCCAGGGGCACCAUCAUUGCUUUGGAAGGCCCUGGCAUCUCUCAGCGGCAAUUUGAAAUUAUUUCCAAUGGCCGAGACAAUACACUUGAGCUUUCUUAUUGGGUAGAUGGUUCCCGGAAGGGGUAUCCUUUGGAAGAUGUGGACCUAGCUGAUCUACAGUGGAAAAAUAUAACUAUACAAGUAUUAGGAGAAAACUACAGCCUGUAUGUUGGAUGUGACCUCAUUGACAGCUUAAGCCUGGAAGAGCCUUUUUAUGAAAACCUGAAAGCAGAGAAAAGUAGAAUGUACGUGGUGAAAGGAUCUACAAGAGAGAACCACUUUCGGGGUCUCAUACAAAAUAUUCAUCUGAUUUUUGGAACUUCAGUAGAGGAUGUGUUACGUAACAAAGGAUGCCAGAAGAGCCAAUCAGCUGAAGUGAACACCAUCAAUGAGAGCACAGAAAUCCUUCAUCUCACCCCUUCGGUCAUGACAGAAUACAUUGGGGACAAUACUGAGAAGAAGCCAGAAUUCUGUGAUCGCUCUUGUGAAGAGCUUGGGUCUAUGUUUACUGAACUCACUGGGUUGCGCAUUGUUGUCAAUGGCUUAACUGAAAAGUUAGAAAAAGUGUCUGAAGUGAAUGAAAAAAUUGUGUCAGAAUUGCUUGGCCCAAACAAGACACUGAAGAACCAAUCAGCAUGUUGGCAAGAUGGUCGUGAAUUUGUAAACAAUUCACACUGGGUGGUGGACAGCUGUACAAAAUGUCACUGUCAGAACUCUAAAACAGUAUGCAAUAAAAUCACAUGCCCCCCGGUGCACUGUGUCAGCCCAGCUUUCAUUGAUGGCGAAUGUUGUCCUGUCUGCUCCCACUCUGAUGACAGUGAAGAAGGCUGGUCCCCUUGGUCUGAGUGGACAGAAUGCUCUGUCACAUGUGGAUCUGGAACCCAACAGCGGGGGAGGUCAUGUGAUGUUACCAGUAACACUUGUCGAGGCCCCUCCAUUCAAACCAGGACGUGUUCUCUUGGCAAAUGUGACAAUCGUAUACGUCAAGAUGGGGGCUGGAGCCACUGGUCUCCUUGGUCUUCCUGUUCUGUGACCUGUGGAGUAGGCAACAUAACUCGCAUACGUCUCUGCAACUCCCCUAUCCCACAGAUGGGUGGGAAAGGCUGCAAAGGAAGUGGGCGUGAAACCAAAGAAUGUGAAGGACCACCAUGUCCAGUUAAUGGUCGAUGGAGCCCUUGGUCUCCCUGGUCUGCUUGUACAGUUACCUGUGGAGGAGGUAUUCAUGAGAGAUCUCGUCUCUGUAAUAGCCCAGAACCUCAGUAUGGAGGAAAGCCCUGUGUGGGAGAUGUUAUACAGCGAGAUAUGUGCAAUAAACAGGAUUGCCCAAUAGAUGGAUGCUUGUCAAAUCCUUGCUUCCCAGGAGCAGACUGCAACAGCUACCCUGAUGGUUCUUGGUCUUGCGGUGCAUGUCCUGCUGGAUAUCUUGGAAAUGGAACGUUUUGCGAGGACCUCAAUGAGUGUGCGGUAGUGCCAGAUGUUUGCUUUAAGUUAAAUCAGAACCACCGUUGUGUAAACACAAAUCCAGGAUUCCAUUGCUUGCCGUGCCCUCCACGCUACAAAGGAACUCAGCCAUAUGGGGUAGGCCUGGAGGCUGCCAGAGCGGAAAAACAAGUAUGUGAACCAGCCAAUCCUUGCAAAGACAAAACACACAACUGCCACAGGUCCGCAGAGUGCAUCUAUUUGGGGCAUUUCAGUGACCCCAUGUACAAGUGUGAAUGUAGGACGGGCUAUGCUGGUGAUGGGUUCAUUUGUGGUGAAGACUCUGACCUGGAUGGAUGGCCCAAUAAUAACCUGGUCUGUGCUGCAAAUGCUACUUAUCACUGCAUGAAGGAUAAUUGUCCCCUUUUACCUAAUUCUGGACAAGAAGACUUUGAUAAAGAUGGGAAAGGUGAUGCCUGUGAUGAAGAUGAUGACAAUGAUGGUGUAGAGGAUGAUAAAGACAACUGUCCCCUUCUUUUUAAUCCCCGUCAAUUUGACUAUGAUAAAGAUGAAGUUGGUGACCGUUGUGAUAACUGCCCCUAUGUGCACAAUCCUGCUCAAAUUGACACUGAUAAUAAUGGAGAGGGUGAUGCAUGUGCAGUGGAUAUUGAUGGAGAUGAUGUUUUCAAUGCACGAGAUAACUGCCCAUAUGUCUACAACACUGAUCAAAUAGAUACAGAUGGGGAUGGAGUUGGUGAUCAAUGUGACAACUGUCCUCUGGUUCACAAUCCUGAACAGACUGAUGUCGAUAAUGAUCUUGUUGGUGACCAGUGUGACAACAAUGAGGACAUUGAUGAAGAUGGUCACCAGAACAACAAAGACAACUGUCCGUACAUUUCUAAUGCCAAUCAGGCAGACCAUGAUAAGGAUGGGAAAGGAGAUGCUUGUGAUCCUGAUGAUGACAAUGAUGGUAUUCCAGAUGACAGAGACAAUUGCCGUCUCACAUUUAACCCGGACCAGAAGGACUCUGACGGUGAUGGCCGAGGUGACAUCUGCAAAGAUGAUUUUGACAAUGACAAAGUGCCAGAUAUUUAUGAUGUGUGUCCUGAAAAUGAUGCAAUUAGUGAAACUGAUUUCAGAAAGUUCCAGAUGGUGCCUCUGGACCCUAAAGGAACAACACAGAUUGACCCAAAUUGGGUCAUUCGUCAUCAGGGCAAAGAACUUGUACAGACGGCUAACUCAGACCCUGGCAUCGCUGUUGGUUAUGAUGAAUUCAGUUCUGUUGACUUCAGUGGUACAUUUUAUGUCAACACAGACCGGGAUGAUGAUUAUGCUGGAUUUGUUUUUGCUUACCAGUCUAGCAGUCGCUUCUAUGUCCUGAUGUGGAAACAAGUUACUCAGACCUAUUGGGAAGACAAGCCCACUAGGGCUUAUGGUUACUCAGGAGUAUCACUUAAAGUAGUGAACUCCACAACUGGCACUGGUGAACACUUGAGAAAUGCUCUUUGGCAUACUGGAAAUACAGCUGGACAGGUGCGUACAUUGUGGCACGACCCCAAGAAUAUUGGCUGGAAAGAUUACACUGCCUACAGGUGGCAUUUGAUCCAUAGGCCUAAAACAGGAUUGAUAAAGGUUUUAGUAUAUGAAGGGAAGCAAAUCAUGGCAGAUUCUGGAGCCAUCUAUGACAAGACCUAUGCUGGUGGGAGGUUAGGUCUAUUUGUCUUUUCACAAGAGAUGGUGUACUUCUCUGACCUCAAGUAUGAAUGUAGAGAUGCCUGAGCAAAAGCUGCUUCAUAACCAGCAAAGUACUGUAGAUCUCAUUCAACAUAGACACCUCUGUAUAUCCUGGUACUCCAAAUCUCUCUCUUUUUUCAACUUGGCCUCCGAUAUGUUUCCCUGACUAUGUGCCUCCCUGUUGCCUAAAGGGAGCCCUUUAAUCUUACACCUAAGUGCCUUUUAAGAACCUGGGCUGAAAGAGCCUACAAGUGACCAUCAAACCCACCACUGAAGGAAAACCAGAAUGCUAUGGAGAGUGAAAAAUUGGCAGACAUGUUUGUUCAUUUGCUUUUUUUCCUGAUGACGUUUACAGUUAAAUUGUAAAAGUGUAAUUACUUAAUGUACAUAUGGAUAUAUUAUAGAUAUGGUGGGAUGUGAAGUUGUGUGGGAAGACUGAUGUGAAGAAGUUUUGGGUCAUCAAGUGGCAGACCACUUUUUUAGCCAAUAUUGUUCAGAUUGAGGCUGGGCCUUGGUGAUAAAAUAGUUUGGGAGAUAAAUUUCAGCCCAGUUUACAAAGGAUUAAACACUACCUCCCUAAUUAAGAAACCAUAAGAAAUCAAAGAGAGGGCUAGGUUUAAAUAUGAUUUCAUGAACUAUUGAUUUCCUAGCACCUUUUAUUAUGGACCUUGGGAUGUGAAUCUUUGCUUCCUUUGUUCCCACAUAUAAGAUGAAACAUUUCACAGAUUUUUCUUUCCAAGUGAGAUUAUGUGAUUGUUUUGUACAUUUUGGAUAAUUUUUCACAUGGGAGUUGGGUUGGUGAAAAUUUUGCGAUGAUUUUUUUUUGGACAAAAACAUUGUAUUUUGCACAAAAUAUUGUUCUUUGACAAUCAUACAGCAUUCCUGUGGCAAAAUAAUUUUGUGUGGGAAAGCACCUCCUUCCCCAGCUUGUUUGUUUCAUUCUUUACAUGUGUGAAAAAUGUUGCCAUGGUUGACAGUUCUUUCUAUAGGAUGUUUUAGUGUGUUGAAACCCCAUUUUAUUGACAAUGAGAACAUUUCUGAAUAUUCUUGAUAUCCCUAGAUCAAAUGUGUGCUUUAAAUUAAAAAUUAAAAACAGGUUUUUUUUCUAAUGGUGGGUACUGGCCCUUGAGCAGUUAUAGUAAAUUCACAGUUUAAUAGCUGAUGUGAAAAAUACAGAUGUGAUAUUUGUUUCUCUUCUACAAUUAUUUCCCAUGGAGACAUGCCUGUAAGAGAGUGCUCAGGUGGAAAGAUCCCUUCUGAAUGGAUCUGACUUGAAUCAGACUUCUCAUGAGCAAUAACUUACUCGUGGUAUUGAAUUUCAUCAGUUGUGCAUGUAUUUUGAAAUAUUUAUCCCUUAACAAGAAUUGUUCUAAUAGUACUUAGUGGAAAUGCUUUAGUUCUGUAGUAGAUAAAUCUUCCACGUUUGAAAGGUCCCAGAUUCAAUUUUUGGUAUCUCCAAUUAAGGCUACGGGUAUUUGUAUGUAAAAACUCUGAAAACCACUGAUAGUUAGUGAAGAUGAGUUGAAGAACAUGUGGUCCUCUAAGAUGUUGACCUGAGGCUGAGUUGAACAUAUGGUUAAGCAGUCUAUGUGUGUAACUCUGCUAUGGUUCCUUGUCACCCUACCAGGGCUCACUUUUGUAAUAUGUUGUCCUCAUGACCAUUUCAUUGCUGGCAGAGGCAGAUGAAUGAAGCAUCUUGUUUUGUCUCUAUAACACUAUGUAGCAUGAUUUUCUAAUUGGUUCUGUUAUAAAACAUGGAAAAAGUUUAUUAGGACAUCUUGCAGCACAUUUUGCUAUGGUUUUUCAAUUAAUAUCUCAUAGAAUCUCAAACAAUUCAACCUAGUUUGUAGCAGCCAGAAAAAUGAAGUUUCUGGAGUAUAACAACUACUUUCAAAGUGUGCACCACACAAUUGAACAAGAAAUAACACUUUCCAACCCAGGAACAGAUUUUUUCAGAUUUUGUUACAUAGUGAUAUAAUUGAAGCAUACUAAAAACGCCUUCUACUAAAGUCUGCUGAGAUCCUCUAGAGGUCUCAGUGAAUGAUGUCCUGAAUUUAUAUCUGGAUAUUAAAACAGAUGCAUCAGUCUUAUCCAGCAUAGACAAUGAUGAGAGAUUCUGGAGGUGUAAGUCCAAUUUGAAGGACCAAAAACCACAUAGACUUGGAAUAUAUUGCCUUUUAGAUGAAUGAAUGGCCUGCCUCAAUAGAGGUCGCAUUUCUGUAUUCUUCUGCAAAAAAUCAGUAGUACAUGAUGCCAGGCUGCAAUAAUCCACACCACAUAUAUAAAAUUCUUUUUUUACUUGAAAUAGAAAUAGAAUUUAAAAAUGGUUUUUGUAUAUCAGAAUCAACUGUGGAUGUUCUUUUUAUAAAAUAGGUUCACUUGGCUUUGACUAUAAAUUGCCUUCUUAUCUGGUGCUUGGCCACUGUGUCUUUCAUUAAUUUUCCCACUUUCACCAUGACACAGGUGUUAAUUGGUGAGACAGGGUAGAAAGGAAGCAAGCUUGUUUGCCAGUUAAGAUUUAGAAUCGAUCUGUAGAGAUUACUGUAGGAAGACACACCAUCAGGGAGAUAAUAUUUCCACUAAGAAUAGAAACAAGUAUGUUAUGAACAGCAGUUUUUGAAGAGCUAUUUGACUCUGUGCUUAAGGUAUCCAUGAAAUCAGUUGAAGACCAGGUGAACCAUUUCCCUAACUAUUCCAGCAAGCGCUUCAGUACUUUCCUAAUCUGAUGGCAACAUGUUAGGUAAUAUGUUAGGGCUCCAGUUACAAGGUUUUUCACAAUCUAUUUAUUAUUGUGUGGAGUAGAUGUCUUGUCCAGUAAUUUAUCAGAAAUAUGUAACAGAGCACAUUAACAGUGAAAAGCCUCAAAGAAACCAGCUAGAAUCUGUAUCCUCUGGGUUAUAUGUAUGAUUUAUAUGAGUUAAUUUUUGAAUGCUCUGAUUCACCAAAUAAAUUAGAUGGCCAUUGAGACUUUGUAAGUGGAAUCUUGAUAUUCACAAUUCUCUUCGGUGUUUGUAUUUUGUAUGUAUGCUUGCCGUAUAUAGGUAUUUUACAGAAAGAUUGGUGAAAAGAAUCAGCAUUUUAUCAUACCAGAGACAACAGUUAUUCAGUUAUACAAUAGUAUAUACAUAUUUAACAUUAUCUUAUAGUUGUAUACUUCAACAUUGGAUGCCCAUGUUAGUAUAACCCAGAGGUGGAGAUCAUGUAACCCUCUAGAUGCUAUUAGACUGCACCUUUCCCAGGCACCAGGGAUCAGAGCCAACCAUGGGAGGUUCAGUCUAACACUAUUUGGAAGACUUUGGUUCUUAACCUUUGUGUAGUCUUAUUCUCAGAUGUGGUUUAGCAAGAGAAAAAUACUGUUCAUCCUGAUUGGGAGUCUAGUAUACAAUCUGCUAUAUACAUUGGCAUUGGCUGAGAAGAAUGUGUACAUGCAGUAUAUAAGAUCUGAGUGUAUAAUAGAGUAAAACAUGAAAAUCUGCCAGUCUGUUACUUGGUUUCAGAUGGGGAAUAGAAUUCAUUUUCAGUGACUCAACACAGUUAGGCUAAAAUCUAGUUCUACAAUGUCUGUUAAUUUUAUGUUGUUUGGUCAGAUCAGGAGUUACAUCCUUUCUGAUCCAGCUGGUGGUAUACAUUAUAGAGGUCCCUAGUACAAGUUAGAUGAUAACCUUUAUUUAGAGGUGGAUAUUCCUGUUCAAAUUAAUUAGUGGACAGAACAGUUUCCACCAUUGGCUGGAGACGGUCCUGGAAGCAAUGCUUCUAUUUUUGUAGGGUUUUUUUUGCAUUAUAACUUCCAGAAUGCCAUCCCCAUUCCCCAGCCGGCUCAUGGGGACAUUUUAGGAGUGGGCAUCUGAAAAACUCUUUUCUCAAAUAUACUCAGAACUCUUCUUAUCCAAUCACCAAAGUUAAGGUGCAGGUGAGGUAGAUUGCUAUCUGUGCAUGAGGGGUAGUGCACAUGGACACUAUAGGUGAAUUGGGAUAAUCUAUUUUACUUCAUUUGAGAACAUAGUGAGCCAAAGGUCAGUUCUGCCAUUUUCCAACAUCUGAUUUGAUUUUGACAUUAUAUACCAUAUAAAGGCUUUAAUGCACUUUUUUAGUUGUCAUAUUAAUGUAAACGCAUAUUAACAUAAAAUCCUUUUGAUAAGGUUUAUAACUUGUUUGUUGGGGAUGUUUUUGCAUUUCAUAUUUUAAUGUUUUGAAAUUAUAGCCUGAAGUCCCACAAAGAAGAGUGAUGGAAGUUUCAUUAAUGUAAUAAUGUUUAUGUAUUCUUGAAAUAAAAAGGAGACAUCAGUGCUGGGACUAAGAUGUUAAUAUUUGGAUUGUACCAUAAUUGCUUAUAUACUAUGUAAAGUAUUUAUGAUUUCUUUUUUCUUGUGUGUUUGUGCGAGUAUGGGUGUGUGAGAAAGAGAGAGCAAGGAAAGAGUGUGCUUCUGCUUAUGAACACGAGACCAACAAGACUUACAUUUUGUUUUGCCAAAGAUUGUAAAUAACUAUUUAUUUGUUUGCCCUGAUAGUAUUUCACCAUUUAAUGUCCCUCAUUUAUUCACAUUCUCUUUUUGAUACAUUCAACAAUAGACAAUAAACUGUAAAAAGGUUUUAUUGAAA